AUGCUUUCCGCCUUCACAGCUCGACCUAUCGUGGAGCUCCGUCAACGAGACAAAUCGAAGAUCGAGUCUAUACUUGCAUUUGGCGAUCGGUUAUUAGUAGGUCUGAAUACGGGUAGUUUACGCAUAUAUCAAGUCAACGAGACGCCAGGCGAUGUCGGUUUACUUCGAGAGGUCGAGAAGUUCUCUACCCGUGCAAUAGAGCAACUAGCGCGAAUAAAAGAGGCCAACGUCUUGAUAUCUCUAUCGAAUUACUAUGUCUCGAUACACGACCUACAGACGUACACUCUGCAGGAGCAAUUGGCGAGAACUAAGAAUGCUUCCACUUUCGCCGUUACAUCAAACAUCGUGAAGGAUCCAGGUACGGGGAUACCAGAGAUUAUAUCUAGGCUUGCGGUAGCGGUCAAACGAAGGUUGUUGCUAUGGUCAUGGCAUCAAUCCGAGCUAUCGUCCGAGACAACAGAGAUUACGCUUGCAGAAUCUAUUCGAACUUUGACGUGGGCAUCUGCUACCAAGAUAAUCUGCGGCAUGAACUCUGGUUAUGUCAUUGUUGAUGUCAUUGCACAGGAAGUUGAAGAUAUUGUUGGGCCAGGAGCUAUUGGAGGUACGGCCAGCAACCAAGGCGGUAGAUUUGGCGGCAUGGGCUCUGCGAGCAUGGGUUACAUGGGCCUUGGAGGAUAUAUACCCAAACCACUGGCAACGAAGCUUGCGGAUGGAGAAAUGCUUCUUGCAAAGGAUAUAAAUUCUCUUUUCAUAACGUCGGAAGGGAAGCCAAUGGAAAAGAGACAAAUUCCCUGGCAGCCAGCGCCUGACGCUAUUGGAUAUUCAUAUCCAUAUAUCAUUACUCUCCAAGCACCGUCUAAAGGAAUCCUCGAGGUCAGGAAUCCAGAUACGCUAUCUCUUUUGCAAUCGAUAUCGUUACCGAAUGCAAAUCAAUUACAUUUUCCCCCUCCGAACAUCAGUCUGGCACACGCUGGUAAGGGCUUCCAUGUUGCUAGUGAGCGAUGUAUUUGGCGGAUGGGCGCGACGGAUUAUGAUUCACAGAUUGAUGAACUCGUUGCCAAAGGACGCUAUGAUGAGUCACUUAGUAUCCUUAAUAUGCUCGAAGAUGCUUUACUAAAUAACAAGACUGAACGCGUACGACAAGUGGAAUCUCUCAAAGCAAAACUCUACUUUGAUCAACAAAUUGAGCUGGCCCAGUCUCUUUUUAAUCAGCGCAGGUACCGUGCUGCGAUCGACAUAUUUAUCGCUAUAGAAGCCCCCCCGGAACGUGUGAUUAAGUUAUACCCGAAAGCUAUAGCCGGUGAUCUAUCAAUCGUUCAAGAGAAGAAUGGGGAUGUUGACACAGAUAAUGACGACACUAAUGGCAGUACAAACAGUGAUUCGGAUUCUAAGGAGUCUCCAAAGCCAGCUGCCGUGAAGAAUUUAAUCAGAAACCAUCAGAAAUCUAGCUCGGAUACAUCGUCAAUCAAGUCUUUUAUGAAAGCUGACAAUUUGGAUAAUGACAACGCGAGUAUAAAAGCAGCUCCCGCCGAGGAUGGCCCACUCGAGGGCAAAGACCUGAUUACAGCAGCUAAGGAGUUAAACGCAUUCCUUGUGAAUGCACGAACGAGAAUGAAGAAGCUCCUCGACUCUGAGACUGGCAAAAUCAUUCCGAAAGAAAAUGGUCACGAGAGAACACCCGAGCCUGCAUUCGAGUCUCUCCUGGUUCCUCCCGAGUCCGAAGCUGAGGCCGAGAAAGAUCGGGAGCAAAAAUUGUUGGAAACAGCGAAAUUGGUAGAUACUACUCUUUUCCGUUCCUAUAUGCUAUCUAUGCCGGGUCUGGCGGGACCACUGUUUCGAUUGCCGAAUUUUUGUGAUCCAGAUGUGGUUAAUGAGAAGUUGUUAGAGACUGGAAGAUACAAUGAUCUUGUCGACUUCUUCCAUGGCAAGAAGCUGCAUCGUCCUGCACUGGAGCUUCUCAAGAAGUUUGGUAUGGGAGAAGAGGAGAACGAAGAAGCUCCAACAUUGCAUGGACCUCAAAGAACCAUUGGCUAUCUUCAACACUUACCUCCUGAAAUGAUUGAUCUGAUUCUUGAAUUCGCCGAAUGGCCUCUACGAGCCGAUCCUGAUCUUGGCAUGGAAAUAUUUCUAGCUGAUACAGAGAAUGCGGAGACAUUGCCGAGGGAGAGAGUCCUCAAUUACCUGCACGAUAUCGACAUCAAUCUCGAGAUCAAGUAUUUAGAACAUGUGAUCAAUGAGCUUAAUGAUAUGACUCCUGAUUUCCACAAUCGACUUGCUGGCGCAUAUAUGCAAGAACUGAAGCAACGGCAAGACAGAGAUUCCGAGGAUUGGAAGGACUUGAUGGAACGAAUGGUAUCAUUCUUGCGGUCGAGUAAACAAUAUUCUUGUGGGAAGGCUUUUGGGUUGAUAGACAGAGAAGGCAAGCUUUUCUUUUUCCAAAGAUUGAACGCAACAUCAUUAACAUCUACCAUAGAUCCGCAUUUUUACGAAGCCCAAGCUAUUGUAUUAAGUAACAUAGGUUCACACAAACAGGCACUUGAGAUAUAUGUGUUCAAAAUCAAGGACUUUGAGAAGGCAGAGGAAUAUUGCAAUCGGGUCCAUAUGAACCAGGAAGCUUCAACUUCAUCGCCAAUUCCAACCCAUCGCUUAUCCACAUCCGAACCGGAUGACCCUCUACCUUCCAUAUACCACACCCUUCUUUCCCUUUAUCUUAAGCCAGUACCUCCAUAUGAACCGAACUGGCCACCAGCUUUGGAGCUUCUAUCAAGACAUGGAUCACGUCUACCCGCAUCCUCAACUCUUGAUCUUAUUCCGGAGACACUUCCUGUGGCAGAACUCGAAUCAUAUUUCCGUGGUCGUAUACGUGCCGCGAAUUCGAUCGUCAGUGAAUCUCGGGUUGUGACAGGGUUGCGAAAGAGUGAAGUUGUGCGUGCGCAAGCAACAUUAUUGCUAGGAGAUGGUUUGCCGAGUGGUCAAGGGGGGAGAAAUAGGAGGGUUGUCGUAAGUGAUGAGAGGGUAUGUGGUGUUUGUCAUAAGAGAUUGGGAGGUAGUGUUAUCGCUGUUUUGCCGGAUAGUUCUGUUGUACAUUAUGGGUGUUUGAGUCGAGCAAAUGUGCAACGUCCGCCCUCGUCGCGGGGUUCAUGGGGAGGACGAUGA
Sclerotinia borealis F-4128 is the source of this 3156-nucleotide messenger RNA. The record is from the annotation of a GenBank genome assembly. Lineage: Eukaryota; Fungi; Ascomycota; Leotiomycetes; Helotiales; Sclerotiniaceae.